Molecule: messenger RNA, 3654 nt
Organism: Linum trigynum
Lineage: Eukaryota; Viridiplantae; Streptophyta; Magnoliopsida; Malpighiales; Linaceae
Source: the annotation of a GenBank genome assembly
CUUAAACCCUGGAGGAAAUGGCUGUCGUUAGUCGUUAGGAGCCUUCUUCGAUAGUUCUUUCUCCACAGCCGGCCGCUGGGUUCAAAGGUGAGCCCCCUUACUCUUCAAGGCUUCCAUCUUUCGGUUUCGAUUCUAGUGAGCUUUGCCUCGUCAUCUAUCACUUUCGUCCUGCGGUUGAUGAAUUUAUGUUGGCUGCCAAUGAAUUAGGCAAGACUCUGGAUUUUAGGGGGUCGAAACUAAGAUGGUCGAUUUGAUGUGUUCAACUUCAUUUCCAUCUUGCUGGUUGAAGUCAGAUUAACGGGGGUGUUGAAAUGAAGUAGCUUGCGUUGCUUUCUAGAAUGUUAGGUUUGUUUGAAUCAUGUGAGUUUGUAUUGGAUGCUCAUGCUUUCUGAUUUGCUCUCGGUGUCUUGUUUUCAUAAUGUUCUUACAUUUUGUACCACAGUUGUAGGAGUAUGUUGACGAGUUGUCUGGAAAAUCUGCUGAUACAAUACCGGUUGGCAUGAUGCAGAUAAAUUAUUAAGAUGGUCGAAUACAACUUCAAGAAGAUAACUGUUGUCCCAAAUGAGAAGGACUUUAUCGACAUCAUUCUGUCUCAAACACAACGGACAACCCCAACGGUUGUCCACAAGGAAUAUGCUAUCUCCCGACUUCUCCAGUUCUACAUGCGCAAGGUGUAGUACACCCAAUCAAAUUUCCAUGACAAGCUCCAAAAAAUCAUCAAUGAUUUCCCUCGGUUGGGCGAUAUCCAUCCUUUCUAUGGUGACCUUCUCCAUGUCCUCUACAACAAGGACCACUACAAGCUUGCCCUUGGCCAGGUCAACACGGACAAAAACCUCAUCAGCAAGAUAUGCCAGGACUAUGUCAAGCUCUUGAAAAUAUGGCGACUCACUUUACAGGUGCAAGUCAUUGACUAAGUUGUUGUACUUGGACGCAUGUGCACUGUGAUCAAGAGAAUCGGGUCGAGCUUGGCUUACCUCCAAUAGGUCGGGCAGCAUAUGGAGAGGCUUCCUUCAAUCGACCCAAAUAACCGAACGAUCUUAAUUUGUGGCUACCCUAAUGUCGGGAAGAGCUCAUUCAUGAACAAGAUAACUAGGGUUGAUGUGGAUGUUCAGGCAUAUGCUUUUACCACCAAGUCGCUCUUUGUGGGUCAUACUGACUACAAGUAUUUGAGAUACCAGGUGAUUGAUACACCUGGGAUCUUGGACAGGCCGUUUGAGGAUAAGAACAUCAUCGAGAUGUGCAGCAUUACAGCUCUAGCUCAUCUACGAGCUGCUAUCAUGUUUUUCUUGGACCUCUCAGGUUCAUGUGGCUACAACAUUGCCCAACAGGCGGCAUUAUUCCACAGCAUCAAGGAGCUAGUUAUUCUCAAACAAGCCUUUGAUCAUUGUCUGCAACAAAACUGAUUUGCAGCCGCUCGAAGGGUUGAAUGAAGGUGACAAGAAGCUUGUGAUGGAGAUGAAAUCUGAAGCAUUAAAGAGUCAAGGAUGUGAAGUUGCUGCUGAUGAUGGUUUACUUCUGACCAUGAGCACUCUAACCGAGGAAAGCGUGAUGGCUGUGAAGAAUGCAGCUUGUGAAAGGCUGCUAGAUCAGUGUGUCGAAAAGGAAAUGAAAUCCAAGAAGAUGAAUGACUGCUUGAAUCGCUUCCAUGUUGCAAUGCCAAAGCCACGUGACCAAAAGGAAAGAUCGGUUUGUAUCCCCCAGGCAGUUUUGGAAGCCAAAGAUUUGGAGGCAGCUCAGAUGGAGGGAAGAAAAACCGAGAAGGAUAUUGAAAAUGAGAAUGGUAGUGUCAGUGUUUACUCGACUAGCUUGAGGAAGCACCACAUAUUGGCAAAUGAGGAAUGUAAGGAAGACAUAUUGCCUGAGUUCCUCGACGGCCAUAAUGUGUAUGACUUUGUCGACCCUGAUAUCCUGCUCAGACUCGAGGAGUUGGAACGUGAAGAAGGAGUUUGGCAAGCUGAAGUGGAAGAUGGUGAUGAAGAUUUCGAGAUGGAUGGUGAAGAUUUGACACCAGAAGAGAGAGAAGUGCUGCAAGCAAUCAAGAAGAAGAAAGCUAUUACUAUGGCGAGGAAUGCUAGUAAGAAGAGGAAUAAGGAUGCUCGUCGUGGUGAGGUGGAUAGAGUCAUUCCGACUCUUCGACCCAAGCACUUGUUCUCUGGGAAACGCUCCAUUGGGAAGACUGAUCGUCGAUGACCAAUCCAAGGUUUGUCGGUUGCACUAGUUCUGCACAAGGUUGGUUUGAGUCAUCUGUCAUUUUAUCGUUCCCUCCGACUGACAUGGGUUUGGAUUCUUUUUCUAUUGCAGUAACGGUUUGGAUUAUGUUUUAUGUUAACGAGCAUUUGUUGAUGCCUUUGAAACCGAGGCUUGAUGUUGACCAUGGUUAAGGUUUUUUUCUUCUUCUUAUGCUGAGAAAUUUUGGGGAAUUAGAGGAGACUCUGAGAAACUUUGUUGUACUUCUUGUGGUGUGUUGUUGCUGUAUUUGUGAAAUGUUGUUGUACUUUCCAUAAACAGGCUUGUAUGUUUUUGUUGAAUGAAGUUUUAUAGGGCAUUUCUUGAAUAGACGCCUAGACUGCCUGAUAACUGGAGUCUCUCCUUGUCCAUUUUCACAAGCAGACUCUCGCGCUCGUUAAAGAUCCAAACUUCCUUAGUUCCUUAUUCUUUGAACAGGAUCUUAACAGCAGGAAUUAGGAUGUUCAUUCAUUAAAGCAACUACCUUCGUUCUCAAACCCUAUAUCAAAGUGCAACUUGGAAAAUGGUAUUCUCAUUCUUCCGUCUGAUUGUUCGAUAGUGAGCACUUUUAACGCUAGAAAAAUAUGAUCGAAGUAUAAUGAAGUGCAACCUUGUAGUAUGGCAGUCGAUAGUGAACGUGUUUGACACUGAAAAAUAUGAAUGAAGUAUAAUGAAGUGCAACUUUAUAGUCUGGCCCUUACUGGGACUUUGUGUACCUAUUUUAAACCCUAUGAGACCAGUAAAAGACCUUGCAGAAGAUUGCGAAGAUUGGGGAACUUCAUAGUCUUAAACUUUUGUAGAUGUUGACGCUAUUGUUUUACGUAUUUGGAAGUGUCAUUUAGCUCAAUUGUACUAACCGUACAAAAUGUAUACCAGUGCCACUAGAACAUUGGAUUAAUUGGGCAUUGAUUAGCCAAUUUGACUUAAAUCUUUUGAGAUGAUUGUUUCACUUAAUUUUGCAUAAGAAAAGCAAGAGAAUAAUGGAGGAGAGGGGGUAGAAGGGGCUAAUGUAUGGUGCUGGUUCCUUUCUUGUCAUAUGCAUUUCCCCCCAAAAACCCAUCAAGUGCUCUGCUUAAUUUGCAAAACCCAUAAAGUGUUCUUGUCCCUUAACUUUAUUUCCUCUUCAAUCACCUCUUUGAUCCAUGUUCUUAACCAUUAUUUCCACUCUGGUUUUCUGCUUUAGCUCUCACUAGUUGAAAGCCCUGCCAUAAUUACUUUGUGUGGUGCUGAUGGAGAGGGGGAAUUUUUACAAUAGGCACUCAUUUGUUGGACUUUGUCCCAUCAAAUUGCCCUUCCUUCUUAUCUUGCAGAAGAGUCUCCUCAUUGAAUCAUGCUGAUGACAUAAAAAAAAAAAAUGGAUGUCCCUUAACAAGAUUGCCUUUGCAGAUUGGAUCAUGUAGUAACCUCAAAUGAAAAUUAACUGUUUUU